Messenger RNA from Heterostelium album PN500, 660 nucleotides. Its product is annotated as protein SYS1. Lineage: Eukaryota; Evosea; Eumycetozoa; Acytosteliales; Acytosteliaceae. The coding region runs from base 1 to 660 and encodes 219 amino acids. The transcript has 3 exons. Gene Ontology annotation, biological process: Golgi to endosome transport; Golgi to plasma membrane protein transport; protein localization to Golgi apparatus. The record is from RefSeq and is a predicted model, not a curated record. Gene Ontology annotation, cellular component: Golgi membrane; trans-Golgi network.
AUGUUUUAUAAAUAUGCAUGGGAUCCUAAGCUAAUUGUAGGGCAGAUUAUUUCGGUUCAAUGUGUAUAUUAUAUGUUCUUGGCGGUUUCAUUAUAUGUUUUAGAUUCUAUAUUUCUCGAUGCACUCUCUUUAGAUCAGAUUUUCUCUUAUCAAUCUACCAAUGUACAUAGUCAACAUGGUUGGGUAGUAACCAUUUCUUUUUUAUUAAAUUCACUUUUUGGAUCUGUUUGUUUAAGAUAUAUAGUUGAGAGAUCAAAGAAAUGUUUAGAUCAUGCAGCAACAGUAACGUUUAUACAUUUUGUUUUUGUUUGGUCGUUCAGUGGAUUCCCAAAGACAGCUUCAUGGUGGAUCGUUCAAAUCAUUGGAAUGUUUAUAAUGGCUAUUUUGGGAGAGUAUCUAUGCAUGAGAAAAGAGAUGAUGGACAUACCACUGUCGCGAGCCAAAGAACUCGAUUCAACACCUAUUCUCUUACGACCACCAGUAGCACAACUCUCUCCACCUUCACCUUCAUUCAACACAGAGACCUCUCCGAUUCUCUCUGAUAGCACAUCGUCUAUUGUACUGGAAGAUUUCGAUGGUGAUGAAAAUAAUAAACUAAGAGCUUCACAAAUUUCGAUUACUGAUAGUCUUGAUUUUUAUUGUUUUCGUUCCCAAAUUUAA